UCUAAUAUUAACCAACAAAAAAAACUUACGACAAAAAAAAAAGAGAGAGAGAAAGAAGAAGAGGAAGAAGAAAUGGCUCCACAAAAGACAAAGGAUUCUUCUCACCAUGAAGCAGAACCCGGUUUUGAAACUAAGGAAGGGCAAGACAGAAGGAUUAUCAAGCCGAGAGGACUCAACGUCAUUUGGGGAGGCGACCCUCGCUAUUGGGUUAUUCCCAAAGAAGAAGGGAAGCCUGCAGAACUGAAGAUGGCAUGCUGGCUGGAGGUAACCGGUACGGUUGACGUAAAACCGGGUAAAAAGUACCAAAUCAGUUUCAAGAUUUCCUUCAAACCGGAUGCGACCGGAUGGGAUCAAGCUCCGGUUUUCAUGUCGGCGAAAAUCGGGAAGAAAGGGAAGACCAUGUGGAAAAGGAUCAAAUCGAUUAAUCAGAUCAUUCAAAAGAGCGGGUCGGAAUCAGUCAUACCGGAUGAAACCGACGGCCAGUUCGAAAUAAAUGUUCCUCCGACGGAAUCGGACCAAGCCACCAAGCUUCAGUUUGGUUUGUACGAAGUGUGGACCGGACGGUGGAAGACCGGCCUGAUGAUCCAUGACGCAUCUGUUCAAGAAGUGGCUUGAAAAAACAAAGAGGAAUCAGUUCCCAUAAAUCACAUCUGUUAUGUCCGUGUUCAUCAGUUCUCAUGACCUGAAAACGACACUAUUUCUCGAAUUCAAUUUUCGUUGCUUUUUUUAGUUAUGGAUUGAUGAGAAGAGACGCUAAAGAUUGUCAUAGAUCAUAAUAUUAUUGAACAAAAGCCAUAAAGUUACCCGAA
Tarenaya hassleriana is the source of this 809-nucleotide messenger RNA. RefSeq names its product protein PHLOEM PROTEIN 2-LIKE A9-like. Bases 73 to 615 code for a protein of 180 amino acids. The record is from RefSeq and is a predicted model, not a curated record. Lineage: Eukaryota; Viridiplantae; Streptophyta; Magnoliopsida; Brassicales; Cleomaceae. The transcript is spliced from 3 exons.